Molecule: messenger RNA, 1196 nt
Organism: Durusdinium trenchii
Lineage: Eukaryota; Dinophyceae; Suessiales; Symbiodiniaceae
Source: the annotation of a GenBank genome assembly
CUUUGCGCCCUUUCUUGCUCGCCUAUGAUCUGAAAAUACGAGCAUUGCCAUGGGCCAUGAAUCCAACAUCGAGGUGGCUGAGCAAUCACAUCCUGUGGGGAUUGAGUCCAUGGAGAUUCCCCUGGACCCAGAGUUGGUGCGAGGGGUUCCCCUGCGCUUUUGCCUUCAUGGGCUGGGGAAGUACUGGAGCAUGACUCGAAAAGCAGACUUCGAUCUCAGCGAAAAGACGGAUCACAUCGACCACUUCUUGAGUCAUGAUUGGGGCACCUCACGAAGUCUGAAGGUGAUGACCUUAUUGAUCGUCUUCAAUAGCUGUGCAGCUGCAGUCGCCACCUCCCUGGUGGUGCUGCUGCUCUCCAUCACCGCCUCAACUGGCCUCAUUCCGCCAAAGCUGUGGCCUUGGCUGCCACUGCCGGGCUUCCUUUGCUAUGUGAGCAUCCUCCUUUUUUGGCAGGAUGUGCGUUUGCUGUGCCGUCGGCCGCUGUUGGCCUUCCUGGAUAAGCUUUGUAUUGCACAGCAUGAUUUGCACUUGAAGGAGCAAGGCAUCCGCGGCUUGGGGAGCUUUCUCAGAUGCUCCAGGAAUCUCAACAUCUUGUGGUCUGAGAGGUAUUUCUCCCGCUUGUGGUGCUGCUAUGAAGUCGCGGCCUACUUGAAAGAAGGUGGUUUUCGUAAGCCUGCUGUUAAUGGUUCAAUCCUGCCGUUUGGUGGAUGCUUUUUGCCCUUUACAGCUCACACCUCUCAGACGCGCGUUGCUGUCGGUGUUUCUGAGCCCGGUGAUUUGGGGCGCCUUGAGCUACGGCCUUUGGGAGCCUUUGGUGGCGGAUUUGCUGGAAGGCAUUGAAGGUGAACAGAUCCUGAAGCUUAUGAUCUAUUUCACCUAUUGGGCCAUCACACUGGCCUUUUUCUGCCUUCCAACCUUCGAGAUCUUCGAGCAAAAAGCCUCAGGAGACCGAGACCGCUCUCGUCGAACAGAGGGGCGUGAGGUCAACGUCUUGGGAUGCAAGGAAGUUCAGGAGCUUCCGCUGGAGGAAGACUACGUCUCUGAAUACUUCUGAGCUCCACACUUCUUCGAGGCCCUCUCAGAUGCCGACUCUGACUCUGUGAGAACACGGAUCUAGGUCUGUGAGGCAAAGUUUUUUGAAGAACUCUGGAUGUGUCUUCUGACCAAGUCAAGAAAGCUCCGCACUGCAAUAACC